GUUCCCAAAAGGUUACGACUUGGGCAUAUUAAACAAUAACUUACUCUAACAUUAUGUUUAUUAUGUCAACAAGAUAAUUGUGCGAAUAAGAUUAAUAAUAAUGCAAAAAAGAUCAAGAGAAUCUAAAAUUAAAUAUAUACUUUAAAGGUGUAUGAGAAAAUAACCUACUUUUUUACUAUUUUUUAUUAAUCUGCCUGGAAAAAAUAUCCUAUCGUCUGUCCUUCAUUGUAAAUCAAGUGUAGUUUGUUUAAUUUGUAAAUCAGUGUUAAUGUACUGUGGACUAUCAAAACCGCCAGUUAAUGUGACCGAGCACCUGCACAGGCAGCCUAGAGGGCAGAGGGGGAUACCAAAGAUAAAUCUGGCAACCACACACCGCCAUCUUUGAUUGUGAGACAGGCCGCGGCGAGAGCGGGGCCUCACUCAACUAGAAAAACGGUCUGGCACGAGAUAACGGGAAAGAAGAGACACUAGAUCAAGGGACGACCGCACACCGUCCCCCCGAAGUAGCGGCUGAACAGAGACGGAAGGAACGGCGGCGGAAAAACCGGCGACGAGGACGUGAGACCGCCGCGUGCAUGUGAAGAGCUGUUUGUUGGCAGCUCGCGAGCAGAGCAGCUAACCGCCGUUAGCCGGGUUAGCUGGGUUAGCAGGCUAGCCAGCUUUUGUAAUCCGCCGGCCAGACACACAUUCGUCCACACAGAACCGGACCGAAACCGGAUUCGAGUCGGACCACAGAGCGGCAAAAAGUACAGAGAAGGAGGAAGCGGCGGCAGGUGAGUGUGCACGUGAGGCCAGGUGACAGAAUGAAGUCCAGACAGGUAGUUUGAGACUAAGGGAUCCUGGAGAACUAGCUUUUAGCAUGCUGUGAAGGGCUGAUGUGAUGGCGACCACUGAGAAACGAAACUGUGCUAAAGGAUGUGAGCUAGCGUCCCAACAGCAACACGUUUAACUUUACGCAGACUAAUAGCGCGCAGUCGGACGUGAUAGAAAUAACAAUGGUAACUUGAGCGUGCAGAAGGUGCUAUCAAAGUCAGAUGUGGGUGAGUUCUGGGCAGACGGGGCCUCAGUUCCGAACCGGUGUGAGCCACCCAGCCCACCAGCAGCAGUCAAGAGUCGUGAAAGAUGGCCUGCACACUCAUCAGGGUUAGCCACACUCAGAAUCAGCACAACAAUGAUAAACGACCCUCAUCGUAAGUGAAACAUUGUGUGUUAGAGAUGUAACUGAUUGUUGUGAAAGCUGUUGUCCAUAGUAACACAUUCCCUGUCAAUAAUGAUGACAUCCUGCAGAUCGGUAAACGUGGUCAGGUAGGAGAGGGGGCACAUUUUUACUUCAUGAGUGUACAGAUUUGAGGGUGUGAAAAAACUCUUGAGUGAUUCAGAAGCUGAGUCUGCAGACGUUGAAAUAAGGAGGGGGAUCUGAAAGGAGAUUUUGCCACGCUGCAUCUUUUAGUCAGAAAUCAGCUUCUGUCCAGUGCAGACAGGGGUGUGUCCACACUUCUUUGACCCGGGUGAUCCAUAAGGGAACUUGCAGGGUUGGUAUUGAGUGUGAGUAUUAACACCCACAUGAUCAUAGCUUUUCGACCCACUUUUGGUUCACACAUCAAACCUACCUAACACUUUUAUAUUAAGGGAAACAAAACAGAGAGAGGGGUCAUAUAAAUCUUCCAAAUGUUAACGCUUAAGUCAAUUUCUUAUGCUAUAAACUGGUUUUAGCACAGUCAUGUAGGGAUAAGGUAUCAGGAUCUGUUGGACCAGAAAACUGAUGAUUCUGUCCUGUGUAUUGUGUCAUACUGGAGAGUAAUCAAAGCCACGUUUGGGAUGUCCCAAGGACCUUUGCGAAAGUCUAGCAUAGGCCUGGGCGAUUUGGCAAAAAAAUGAUCACGAUAUAUUUUGUCAUAUCGUCCGAUCUCGAUUAUUAUCUGGAUUUUUUUAACUGCCCGUUUUAAAGCAUCUGUACUGAAAAAUAAAGGAACUAGAUUAGUUCAACAUUUUAUUAACAUACAGAGUAAAUAACAAAGCAAAUUGAAUAAGAGACACUUUAACUCAACAGUACAGCAAAUGUAGAUAAAUACUAGAUAAAACAGUGAAUCAGUUUACGGUCCUGAGUGUUUUUGCAGUAUGCAAGACCCAAAACGCCCCCUCAGAGGUAAUGAAGAUGCCUUAAAAUGUAAGUGUAGAUGAUAGAUUGACUGCUGCUUUGGUCUGGUGGCUGCACCGCUAGUUGUGGCUCGUUUGCUACUCCGCUCGCAUUUUCAUGCCUUACAUAGAUUCACUCGGGAAGUACUUCUUCAAAUGAGUGAACAGAUCUGUUGUGUUGCCGGUAUUUGAGAGCACAGAUCGUCGACAUACCUUAAACAUCGGCUUAACUGCUCGACGUCACUUUGGAGAUACCCGAACCACCGCCACACAACCGGCGUUGAAUAACUUCUCAACAGAAACAUCUUUGGAGGAUGGCUUUAAGUCAUGGCUGACAUCUAUUUUGCUGCCCUCAGCUCCACCUUUAGCUCCACAUUCGGUCAUUCUGUUGACUUCUCCUGUUUACUUCCCCGACACCUUACAGAAGUGAGCAGGAAAAGCUCGACUCUGAUUGGCUGUUGUGACGCACACUUCCAUUAUGUUUGAUCGAGUAAAUAUGCUCACAGCUGAUCACUGGGAUCGAACUGAAAUUUAUCAGGAUCAUCGAUCACAUAAUUACCCAGUCCUAGUCUAGCAUGUUUAAUAUUUCUUUCUAUCAUGUCUUAGGUGAAGUAGGUGAAGCUACAUGAGAAUGUGGAGUUGGUGCUGUGAGGUGUAACUGUAAGACAGAGGACAAGUUUAGUGAGCUCUAGCAACAACAUCCCUGCUUUUAUGACAUUCGGUGGAGGGACAACCGUGACAGACUAGAAAUGUUGAAAAGAAACAGCAGAAGAUGAUAAGUUUUCUAUCUGGGUGUGGUCUAGCCCCACUCCUCUUUCCUCCAGCACCAUCAAGGCGGUUGUGAUGGUCUGUGGGGUACCACCGUGUAGUCUGUCAUACCUGUCAGUGAAAUCAAAGCAAAAGCCCAUGGCUCUGCGAUUGUUUUCUCUGACACAGUGACCAUCUUAACAAGCAAAAAUACUGCCUGACCUCAGCAUAAUGUUAAAACAUACUCCAAAGAUUGUCAGAACGGCUGAAUUUACCGAGGUUUGGCCCUUGUGCUUUACUCUGUGAUUGUGCAGAUUUGGGGGCAUGAAAGACUACACGUGAUGGAAAUACUGAAGGUGGAGAUAUUUGAAAGGAGUCGGGGGUUGUGAAGUAUUCAAAGAGCAGUUUGCUGUGUUUUCUGUGCAUGCAUCCUUAAUGAGAGAACAGCAUCUGGCAAGUGUAGGGAAGCCAUUCAGACUUGUAUUGAUUAGGGUACAAUGUAUUGAUCCACCAGUCAGUGAUCUGUCCAAUCACAGAAUUCCUGCUGCAGAUGAAAUUGGGCUCACUGAAUCAUUGCCUUAGCUGUUAAGAAACAGAGAUUCCAGUGUCUGUGCUGUGAUUUCUUUGGGUUGAUACACCACUUUGGUUCAACCCUGGAGAGUGCACAUUGAUGAGAUGUGAGCAGGAUUUUCCCAAAGUGUCAGGUUUAGAUUUAAACAAAAAUAUUCACUCUCAAUCAUCUUUAAUUGACCCCCUCCUCCCCGUAGGCAUUUCCUGAUCUCUGUUUUUUGUUUAAUGAUUAAAAAAAAAACAUUUCCAAGCUCAAAUCUUAGUUGAUCUGAUCUUGAGCAAAAUUAUAAAUUUGUCCAAAAAAAACUGGUAUUGCUGUUAUGAUGCAAGCGUAAAAGCUUUGAUAAUCCUAGCUCAUUUUUCUAUACGUACACUUUCAAAAAGCAAAAAAGGAAAGAAUUGAAGAAACAACCUUCUCCUUGGUUCCUUUUGUGCUAAAUGAAACUACCGACGACUCUCACGGGAGAUCAUCUCAGUGGGAUUGAUGUCCUUGUGCAGGAGAAGCACAAUAACCUUAAGUGGCUUUAAUCCUCAUCAGUCAACCAAAAACAAAGUCCAGUUUUCAGAGAUCUCUGUCCACAGCACACACUGAACUCGUAAAAGGAUAAACAAUCACAGCCCUUGUCUAAUUGUUGUGCUGAAAGUGCUCUACACAUUCAUGAGCCCUGGACAGGGAUGGUUGAAACUGAACAUAGAUGUAAAGGCUUUAACAUGUUGCCAUGUCAAGGUGGUGUAUUUGCAACUCUACUACACCUUGUCUACACAGUGUUCAAAGGCAGGGCAGCUAGAUGAGGUUUUACUGCAUCUGGUCUCACCUGCAGGGGUUGUAAGAGAGGCUGAAUGGGAGGGGGGCAGACACUUAGUGCAUUUGCAUCCUCAGUGAAAUUGAGCUACGGCCAUAGUUUGAUUAGACAAUUAAACUGGACUGGUGUCUUUGUCCCAGUUUAAAUGCAUUGGGCUAGAAUCGAAUCAUUGACAGAAACAUGUCCUCCUCUGCUGCAGUAGGUGGCGACGUGACUCCUUCCAGCUGGUUACUGUGAAGUCGUCCUCCGGUUGACGAAUCAUGUAUCAAAACAGCCGGUUUAAUGUGAUAGCAAGAAGCUAAAGGGGUGCCACUUUUACAUCUCUGUGCUGUUUGUUUGGAGAACCCACGUAAUAGCAACAACAGUGUGUACUAAGGUAUUAGCAAAGUAGCAAGGAGUAGUUGUGAUGUCAGCCGUGUGGCAGUAUUUUUUGUUUAAGUCUGAAAAAGAUGCUGCAGCUCAGUGCCAAAUUUGUCGUGCACAAUUUUGUGCCAUUAUCAAUAUUGGUAUCAGCAAAUACUGAAGGCUACAAUAUCGGUGACAUUUUAGGAAGUAAAAAAAAAAGUUGUAUCCAGACACCCCAAACGUUAUUCAUACUUUUGUUUUGGAUGUUUUCCCUGCUCCAACACACCUGAUUCAAAUGAUUAGCUCGUUAUUAAACCAUUACAGAGCUUGAUAACGAGCUGAUCAUUUGAAUCAGGUGUGUUGGAGCAGGGAAACAUCCAAAAACAUGCAGGACCGUAGGCCUGGAGGACUGGACUAGAGAACCACUAAUCUAAUAUGAUAUGAUACAAUUGAGUGUCUCUUUUGUGAAAUUUGGCUUUGAUUUUAAUGCGACAGACAUUAAAAGAGGAAAAAGUACAUUUCAAAUGUUCAGUGCCUGAAAAUGUGAUUGGUCAGACAUCCAGUAAAUGUUUCUAUGCAGUUUUUUCAAGACAGUUAAAGUACACACUCCAUAUUUUAAAACCAGUUGCUUGUACUUCAGAGUAAUACCCUCAUGGCAUUGUCGUAUUAAGACCCCUGAAGUCUUCGGAACUUGAUAACACAGUCUGAGCACUAGUGUGCAGCAUAGAGUUUUCAACAGCAAGCUCUGGACAGAAGAGAGAGAGUGUGUGUGUGUGUGUGUGUGUAAAUGUUUAUAAGUGCACACAAGUUAUUAUAAGAUAAGUAGAAGUCUGAUAUUUCAAUGACAACCUGCUGCACACUGUAGACAGACUAUUAAACCAGGAGUGAGAAGGAUGAAGACUGCAAUAUUCAAAGUACUGAAUGUUUGAACAUCUCUCUGACAUGAUAAAGGGCCUGCAUUGAUGCACUUGGUUGCAGAAGGAGUUGCAGGGGUGCAGGGUCAUGAUGGAGGUUAGGCUGAGCUAAUUUAGGCUGGGAGGAAGGAUGCCUCAGGACAAAUCUCUGCAGUUUUUUCCCUUUUUCCUUAUUGAGCUUUUCUGAACAGCUGAUACAGGAAGUGUGCCAGCAGCGGUGUAUGACGGGUGUCAGAGGGGCUCAUCCCCAUGUGACUCAGGCUAAAGGUGUUCUACUCCGGUCUCUUAGGUUCUUUAUCUGAUUUCUUGACCUGCCUCCUCAGGUAUCUGAAACAUGAAAGCAUGAGAAUGGUAAGGGCUCAGUCCUGACACCCCUGCCAGUGUAGAACUCUUAAACAAUGCAGUGAUAUGUACGAGUUCUAAUCGUUGAUUUGUGUCUAGUGGUUUGUAUGAACUCCACACAAACAUCCUGAAUAGUUCACAGAGUGUGAAACUGCUCUAAUGUUCAAACCCACUGCAGCACUGCAGUUUAGAGUUCAAUCUGAAAUGAAGUGUUCCUGCUGUGAUUGUAAAUCGUCAAGCUCCCACCUGCUGUCAAGCCCCACUGCUGCACAGGAAAAAAUGUAACUAGAUUUAUAAUGAUGAUUAAUGCAACAGACUCACUUGUCAAUUUCUCAUAACUCCUGUCUGCGGAUAUUUACAAUCUCCUGACGAAUUUAUGGGCAAAUCUCUGCUCAGGUUUCAACUACAAGCUCAACAGGAUUCUAGGUUUCAGAUUGUGUUUUUUGUAAUGGACAAGUUUACGUCAGCACUGGAACAGACAGGAACUUUUUCUCUUACAGGGUCCUGGUGUCAUGACAGUACAGACACAUGCAGGAUCAUCAGCCAAUCACAGGCUCUCCAUGAGUUUCUAGUGGGCUUGUUUCCUUGGGUUCAGCUGUUUCAGAGUUUUGAAUCAGCUAAAGAUGUAACUAUAGCACUCAUCUUACAUCACAAGAUUCACUGUGCGAGGUUUACAGGCUUUAUGCAUUUUGAGGGUGCAAGUUACCUGCUUUACAUUCGGAGGAGAUUGCCACAUAAAAGCGGUUAUUGAGUAGCAUUUUUGUAGUGCAGUUAUUUUUUUUUUUUUGCCUCUUUUUCUGCUACAUGCCCAGGUUGUGGCAGAAAAGAAGUCCUUGCUUCUACCUCUGCUUAUUUUGGUUGCAAACACACUUUUUAAUAAGAUUACUCCCGGGGCUUUUUUUGCCUUUAUUACAUGGGAUGGUGUGAUCAUGACAGAAGACCUGGAGAAGGAGUGAAGGAGACAAGUAGACAUGGGAUGCCUGCUCUGCCAACUCAGUCAAACUGUCACCUCAAUCACACAUUUAUAUUGAAAGGUAUUAUUUCUUUAGACUGUAGUAGAGUUACAUGAGUAAAUCAAAACAAUCGGAGGACAAAUCAGUGGUCAAAACGUAUUGGCCAUUUAUGUCAGCAGGUGACAGUUAAUGAGGGCAAGGAUAAAAGAAGCUAGAACAAUGGGAACAUCCUCCUGUUUUAGGGGAGGGGAAGCUCGUGGAGUAUCCUCAACAGCAAAAUCUUGGCCUGCUGCUGCCACGUCUCUACACCAUUAUUUAGCUACAGACAUGAGAGACAUAAUGAUCUCCAACAUGAGAAGUCAGAGGCACAUAACACCCCUGUGGUGUUUGAAAAAAAAAGAGUUGAUAAGCUGAAUGGUAUGCAAUAGAAGUGUAAAAAUGUUGAACUUGUUAUGUCCAGCCAUGACUGCUUUAGUUUUGCUUAUAACCCUUUUUAAAAAGGCAGAUACAGAUUCACUUAUGCUCCCCUUACAUAUGAAAUAAGAGCCCUCAUACCUCCAUAUGUACUUUGCAUAUAAAAGGAAGUGAAGCAAUACUUCCCCUGAAGGGUGAAGCGUAACCUCAAAAGUCACCCGAGAAAGAACAAGCCAAAGUUGAUGAGGAUAACAGACACAGUGCUGAUUGAGGAGAUAUUGUGUAUCUUUACAAAAAAAAAAGAGAGAGACAAAAUCCAAGUGUUGCCAUUUAGAUAUUUAACAGCAAAUGAUUAAGGCUAGAAUUUUUCAAAGUAUGACAUAAUUACCUUUGCUACCCCAAGAGUUGAUGUUGGUACUGCAAGCCUUGGUCUAUAUUAUCCACAAGCAUACAGAACUGCAGACCAAGUGAACACAGAAAGUAAAGUCUGUAUCCGCAUAGUUAUCAUACACAAGGCAUAAAUGAGCCUAACGCCUCCUGAGGCACUGAGUGUUUGUGUUAGUUAGUCGUCAGCUGACUCCUCACUGGCGCAUGUAAGUAAAGCUCUUCUUUCCAAACACAGGCAACCUAAGGCAACACAACGCUCAGCUACCACUGCUGUUUCUCUCCGACAUCAGAGUCAGUGUCUGGGGCUAAAAUGACUCAAACGAAUCUGGUGAAGAUCAGUCACCUUUCUAAGAUGUAAAUCUCUUGAAGUUCUCCGAUGGUGUUGUUUUUUGGAUGUACUAUUUUCAGACAGCUGAAGCUGAGUGAAUCUGCAGAUUUUCAGACCUCAAACCUCGACUGUGAGGAUGCGUCAAAGUCAUUACUUCUCUGUUGUCAGUGUGAACAACAGUAGAAAUAGAAACCUCACUAUGCGUUAUGAUUCUGUGGACAUCUGCAGCAGAGAUGAAGAAACACACUGAUGCAGGUGUGUAGAAAUGCAGUGCAACUUUGUAGGUAAAGUGACUUUGAUAGAGAGGUGGAGUAAAGAUUCAGUCCCUGAAUCAAAACCUGAAAAUGGGGAAGCCUCUUUAAAAAGCAGAUUUUAUGGUAGAACUGUUGUAUCAGGUUGCAUUUGAUUAUCGUGUUAUCACUGGUUGGUGAAAUACUUUGAAAACAGUGAUUUUUCUUAACUGAAUAUCCUUUUUGCAAUCUCAUCUGCCACCAGAAACACUCCAGUUUGAUGUCGCAGUUCACUCAGGUGUUAAAGUAAGACCAUACUUCUGCAGUGUGUAUGUCAAAAAUGAUUUUCAUACUUUGAUGAAUCAACUUCUGUCCAUCUGAAAAAUAACCUUAUCUACAUGGUGGACUGUAAUCAGACUUUGUUUGUAAAUCACUUCUUUUUCAACUUAAUGAACAGAAAAAUCAUUCAACUUGACCAAAACCCUGAAUCAUGUGCGAGGUUUACAACAAAUAGACUUGGUAUAUUAAAAACAACCACGGAAACGCUAUCAUGAGUUCAUAAACUCAUGAUAGUGUGAAAACACCAGAGUUUUUAUUGAGAAGUUAAAACAAAGAAUAAGAACAAACUGAGAGAACGUUAUCAAUAAACAGUCAUAACAAUAAAUCAAUAUAAGAAUAAGAUAAAUCAGUUCAACAGACUUUAAGUCGUAAAUGAUCAAACUCAGUUAAACUCUAGACUAAUAAGUUAGGUCUUAAAUCUGUUCUGAGCCAAUUAAUGUCAUCUGUAAGCAGGAAAGUAAACUCUGUUAGAUGAUAAAGAAUAAUUGACAAAUAGAAAUAACACAGAUAUUACAGGUGUCAAUUUUGUAAGUGGUCAGUGAAGACUGUUGAUUGUUAAUAGUGUGUCAUGUUAGCGCUUAAUCAACUGAGAGGGUCGGUUACUGGUCAGACAAUGAAUUUUUGAUGAGCGCCUUUGUACCGACAACACAGUCAGCUGUAACUUUCUCUUUGUAUAUUCAGAUGAAUGUUGAUUGCAGCCUCUGUUUUAUUGUCCAUGAUCAGCACUUGAAUAUUAUUUUACACUCUAAAGAUAAAAAGCUGCUUCCUUUAAGUGGAUGUUCCCACACAAAGUGUUCCCGGAUGAUGCUGCAGAGCGACAGAGCUCAUCAAAGCUGUCUGCUCCACUGAAACACACACACACACACACACACACACACACACACACACACACACACACACACACACACACACACACACACACACACACACACACACACACACACACACACUUACUUAAACACGCGCGAACUCUUCCAACUGAGCUCCGUUAAUAAUAAAUGACCUCAGUGUGACUUGGGAAAGACACUGCAGCCUGAACAUGCUGCCUCUCUGUCCAUGGUGCUGCUCUCUCUCUCUCAAUCACCUUCAGCCUCCUGCUUCCUGACCCCCCCAUGUGUUCAGAGUCCUGCUGGUGGACAGACUGUCUCACUAACCAGAAUCACUUCCCAAACUCUUCGUCAGCAUGCUUCUAUUUCUUCCAUACCCCUUGCAUAGUGAUGAACGGCUGAAAAGACUCUGUUUGAUUUUAGGCAGGAACAGAAGUAGCUCCAUUCCUCUUCUUGGUGCUCUUACAGUUUUUGUCUUAUUGAAUAUCAUUUUCUUAAACUGGAGAUAACUUCCAACCCCUGAGGGACCAGCUCUUCAUCCUCUGUACCAGACACUUGACUUUUGUUUCUCCUAACCAGUCUCUCUCGUUUCCUUUUCCCACUCUAAAGUGCUGCUGCAUGGUGGACACUGUGGCUGUUGGAACAAGGUUCAGGGUUUGAAUGUAAUUUGAGCAGUAAAAACUCAUUAAUGUUCAAAAGCUGAAAACAAAAGUCAUAUAGUGUAAACAUUCAUUUGGAGUGCUGGUCCACAAGUGGGUUCAGUUGGUAGUUUGAAAGAAACACAAAAUCAGUCAUCUGAAGUUCUUUAGUACAUUCUUCUGAAUAGUUUCCCUGCUCUGAUCACCAGUCCGCACAGUUCUGUUUCCCUCAAAGAGAGAUUCACGUUGGUCAGCUCUGACUCAGCUAUUCCAGUGAAAACAUUAUGACCUUCAAAAAAAUCAGCCACAAAAGCUCUGUUUUUAAAAAAGUUUAUUAAGACCUUGUCCACACAUAGCCGGGUAUUUGCUAAAAGGAAUGUAAUGUUAAAUGUUUUGGCCUGCCAUCCACAUGAAACAGUGAUGUGUUUUGGAGAAGUGAGGACGAGAGAGGGAAGCUUGCUCUGAUCUGAUAGAAUGGGUCUAACUUUUUAGCAAAUACUACCAACUCCAGGUCUGGCAUGCUUAUAACCACGGUCGAUAGCACAUUUAUGCGGUUUUGUGUGGAUACUAGGAUUUUACUUGAAAACGAUAAUGUGUGUAUGUUACUUUUUUUUUUUUUUAUAUGAAGGGGGGUUAGAUAUUCUUUUAUAAGAAAUAUCUGGCUAGGUGUGUACAAGUCCUAAGCCUACCAGCCAGGGGGCACUGACUACACUAUCACUGAUUUAGGGAAAAUUUGCUUUUUUUACUGACAGAUUGAUUGGUGUAUGAAUGGUUGUUUUUGUUGCCUACAGCCCCUCUAUAUUCAUGUGGAUUCAGACAGACAACAGCACAUUCUACAUUGUUUGAGGGGAAAGACUGACAGACUGACUUUCCAAACUUAAAUUCAGGAAGACCAUGUUUUGUUUUUUUCCCGAGAAACACAUAAAAGUUUGCUUUUUGAUUUUUAAUUUAUACACCAUUCCACUCAUAAACUCAGAAAUAGACUCUGGCCAAAAGUAUGCUGUUUGUGAACCUCUAAAAGGUUUUGUUGUUAUUUCAUAUCCAGCAUCAGUAACCCCUACAUCUUUGUUUAAUGUCCUCAUUGUCCUCUCCCUGUCUGCAGGAGGCUGGUUCUGGGGGCGAGGCCAAAGGACCAGACUCAAUGAGUUUCAAGCGAAAUGUCCGAGAAGUCAGGGCAGAGCACCAAGGCAAAGGAUGGCAAAACAAAGUAUGCGACCCUUAGCCUCUUCAACACCUACAAGGGCAAAUCUCUGGAAACCCAGAAAACUGCAGGUGAGCUGCUGUGGCCUGUUUGCCCUUCAUUAGACCUCUUAUGUGCAGGACUGGCUUUUUUAUCAGUUUUUGCAGCAUUACAGUAAAAUUUUAAGGAUGAGGACUGUCUUACCCUCAUCUGUAUGACUAACACUGCUGCUUUCUUCAUCUCAGUGGCUGCCAGACAUGGGCUCCAGAGUUUGGGCAAAGUUGCUGCCAGCAGGCGCAUGCCCCCUCCGGCCAACCUGCCCAGCCUGAAGGCCGAGAACAAGGGAAACGACCCCAACGUUAACAUUGUCCCCAAAGACGGAAGUGGCUGGGCAUCUCGACCUGAGGCUGGAGACGAGAGGUACAAUUUAUGACUCCUUCAGAAACAACCAGACACUGUGAAUGAGUGGCAUGUUGCGCUGAAUAACUGAUGAUAUUUAUUAGUUAUAGGAGGGUCAACCCUGUUUCAGGUAAUCCAUGUGGUCUUAAACUGUUCUGCUUUGUGACUAACAGGCAGCAGGAGACACCCCCACCCCAGAACAAACCAGCGGUUCUCCAGACACAGGAGCAGACUGUCGGGGUCAGUCGCUCCUGGGCCAACAGCAAGCAGACACAGCUGGACGGUAAGUACACCCCUCACCUCACAUGCUUAUCAAGCAUGGAUUACAUCUGUUACACACUGGCUCUCACAGUAAACACCAAUCAGUGCGCUUAUUACUCAUGUACAAACUAACAGAGACUCAACCCCUGAUGGUUUACGACACAUUACUUCUAUAAGCUCCUCUAAAAGCUUCCCUGUGGUUGUAAAGGUGCUUUCGUGUCAGGGCUGAGGAGUCCAGUUUUGUGCUGUUUCCUGCUUGUAUUGACAGUAUGAGUUGUGAAAAACCAAACCAGCAUAAAUGAUGAAAAGUGGAUGUCCUUUGUGGAGAAAACAAAAAAAAUGAGGGAUUUAGCUAUAAAAAAAAAAGGCAAUGUCAGAAAAGGAUUUAUUAUUAAAGACGGCUUGAUCGCAAACUUGUUUCAAGUUCAGGUUUCAUAUUAUCCUAAAAGGAAAUUCAAUAUUUCUGAUGACUUCACACAACCGGCCAGCAGAGGGACCACCAACACAAAAACACUCUCCGAAACUUUGACAAAGGUUCUCAUGUUUACUCUACAGAAGUAUUUCAGUAAUACUUGUUGUACCUCAGGAAGAGCACCUAUAAGUGUUGUGUCUUCAAAUAACGUAAAAACAAAUGUGCUUUCUGUCUGGACGAGUACAGUACAGAAGAAUUGGUCUGUGAAGACUUGGGUCAGAGUCUCUCUCCAGCCGCUACAACUUUUGAACUGUCCUCCAUCUCCUCACCUGUCUUUCCCUCUUUGUUACGGACUGGAUGGGGUUGGAGUCAUGUCUCUGACAUAGGACAGCGUCUUAAAGGGACAUGAGACCAUAAUUUAACUGCACACAUCCAAAAUCAACUUUUAUUGAUUUAUUUUUUUGACACCGAACAUACCGACAUGGGCAAAAUGACGUUACCAGUUAUUGUCGUAAAUUUCAGUAUCAGUAAAUUUUUAGUUUAUCGCCCAGCCCUACAAGGAGGUAAAAAAAAAAAAAACACAACAAUGAGUGGCCCAAAAAAAACAACCUUUUCAGCUUUAUCUGUGACCCCCUGAAUUUAUUUAGCUGUAAUUGUCUGUUCAUUUCAAUGUGUUUGUUCUGUGCAGGAGCUCCUCGGGUGAGCAGCCAUUUUCAUCAGGAGUUUCCCAGCCUGCAGGCAGCAGGGGAAGCAGAGAAAGGGGACGGUCAAGACGAAGAGCCUUAUGGCCCUGGACCAAGCCUCAGACCACAAAGUAAGGCCUCAGUCAGACACAAGUCAUUCAUAAAUGUGUGCUGGUUGAUUUCUGUUUGACUGCUGUUAAAUAUUUCACUCUUUGUUGCGGUUUAGAUGUUGGCAGUUGGCGCGAGGGUGGAGGCAGGAAUUUGAACCCUGCACCCAGCCCCCCUGAGAUGGAGAGCAGGGCUGGGGAAGAGGGCACUGGUCUGGGUACCUCGACACCCCCAGGAGAAGCUGAUGAACCAGGACAAGCUGUAACCACUGACGGUCAGAGGGAGAAGAGGGAGGGCAGGGAGAGGCUGCCCCCCUCUGGACCCUCUCAGCCCAAACUCAAUGGGGGGCAGCAGCCUCCUGGGGGGGUGCCCACGCACUUUGACCCUGCUUUCAGGAGCAUGAUGCCACCUUACGUAAGAACCUGUUCAACAAACCAAAGCAGCACCUUGUUGUGGUGUUAAUCGUCUGCAUGCAUGAUGAUCUCUGUUUGUUUUUUUCUAGAUGUUUCACGCUUAUCCUCAGAUGACUUUUGGUCCAGGGCAGGGAAACUACAGACACCCCGUACCACAAGAUGGAGCCAAGUGAGUUCAUGAGUAGAAGGCUAAACACAUGAUGCUUCAGUUAAAGAUGAAUUCAAGAUCAAUCAACAUAAUUGUUGGGUUAAAUCCUUAAAAGUUUGUACAAUAAAUUUUGUUCUCUUCUCAAAAACAACUGAGAUGAUCUCAGGGAAAACAUAGAUUACCAGGACCUACAGAGACAAUCUGACCUUGUUAUUUCUUGGAGUAUUUUCAAAUGCUUUUUAACCAGAAAAUAUGUAAAACCUGCACUGGGUCAUUAAAUCAUCGUAACCUUCAAGACAUUUUCAUUUUGUUGCAAAAGAGCAAAUGUAUCUUCAACCAAUAGACUUAUAGAAGCAAAAUAUUUCUGAAUCUUCAAGAAGUAAUUUGAAUUUAGCGCUUAUUUGUUUUUUGAGACACACUGUUCAGUAAGACGAGUGAGGAGGUGUUUGAAUAAGUUUGUCUGUUGUUGAAAGACGGCAGAUACACAAAAUUUGCUGUCAUUUUGUGCAGCUUCUUCAAAUUCUUUGUGUCCCUGAAACCUUUUACAAUUUAAAGGUCAUAACACUUUGAUUAAAAGUUUCCUAAUGGUCUUAGUUUUGUAAGUUCAAGAAUUAUUGCAAGUUUUUUGACAGAUUUCAUGGAAUAAACCGACUGUAUCAAGAACAGUUUUAGGUUUUUUAGAACUGUGUGCAAACCUGAAAUGUCAGAGUGAGGCUUUCAACACUGCACAUCUGUAUCUAGUGGAUUAUAAAUUAAACAGAGCUGGGUACUGAUGUUCCAGGUCCCAAAAUGAACUUCCUGUCUUUGUUUCUCUGCUGGGUCUUUAGGGGUCCUCGUCCAGGUCGACCCCAGCAGGCUCCCCCUCAGGCUUGGCUCCAGGACCCUGACAGACCCUCCAUUGUAAGUGCCACUGAACUGAAGGAACUUGACAACUUGGACACUGAUGCGGAUGAGGGCUGGGCAGGUCGGUAUCUAAACAUUUCAAUGUGAAUUUGAGUGUUGAACCAGUAAGUCCACCUCACAGAGGACAGAGGUUUGACCAAAAGUGGUCCUGCUUCUUCUGUAAACAGGAGCUCAGAUGGAGGUGGACUACACAGAGAAACUGAACUUCAGCGACGAUGAGGAGAACCAAGCUGCUAAAGAAAAACGAGAAAACUGGUAAGAUAUUUCUGGAAGAUAUUUCUGGAUUCACUGCUGCAGAUCCAUGUUUCACCAAGAAGAAAAAAAAAACAUGGAAGAUUACACCUCCCAGGCGCUCUUACUUAGUAUCUGAAUAAAGAGAUGGUAGAGAAACCAACAUUCAAGUCAGUGUUUCAAAAAUGUUGACAAGCAAUACAAGUUUCACCAAAAACUCAAGAGUGUAAGUUAAAACCUGAAGAAAGUCUGAUGAUCCUCCUCCUCUGGCAAGGAUGAAGUUUGAUGAAAAGACAACAAAAUCAAAUCAAAGUCUGGAGGCUGGUCACUGACCUGGAGAAAAGAAGCAGGCAAUCGCUAACAGGAAGAGAAGAGUGUGAGAGUGUGCUGUGCUGGAAAUGGCUGCGAAGGAUUUAAACAACAAUGAUGUAAUGAUAAAAACGUACUUAUGGCAUUUCAGUGAUUGACUACAUCAUGGAAUUCCAACAAAAAUACACCCAAGCGUCCCCGAAGACAUAAAUCUCCUUUAGGAUGAGACACUUAACAGCUGCAGGGGAGAGGAUUCCUACAGUCCAAGUCCAGCCAAAAUUUUAAUCCAAAACACACUAUCCUCUGAGAUCUAUGUUGUACCUCAACUUACUUGGUUUCUCUCAAUCUGAGAUUCGUAAAGUCAGGGUUUUAAUCCUCCUUCUUACUCAGGUUUAUAAUCUCAGCAUAAAUGCCACCCUGAAACACCCGUACACACUCAAUCAAUCAAUCAAAUCAAAUUUUGUUUAUAUAGCACCAAUUCACAACAGUUGUCAUCCCAAGAUGCUUUCCAAAGAAAAAGAGCAGGUCUAGACCAAGCUCAUUGUUUGGUGAAUUAUCAAGACUCAACCUAAAAUGGGAUUUGGCCCAUCUCAUCUAACAUGAGUGACAGUGGCAAGGAAAAACUUCCUUUUAACAGGCAGAAACCUUGAGCAGGACCAGACUUGUGCUAGACAGCUACCAAGCUCAAGCCAAGAAGCUCAAGAAGUCAUCGCUGCUGAGGGCUAAAGGGAUACACGGCUCAAUGGUGCCCUGACUGUUUGUAAGCCUGGCUACAGUGCUGAAGUGAUACCUGGGGUUAUUCUUAUUUUCUUCAAUAAGGGACGAGUAGUUAAUUGCCCAGGCCUGUCACUUUCAUAUACUUAUCAAGACAGUCCCACCAGAGAAUACAAGCUUCAGCUGUUUUGGAAGAGCGCCAAAUCCUUUCCAGUCUUUUUAAUAACUGAUUUUUGGUUAGAGAGGAUUUAAUGAGCUGACUGACAAGGUUUCAGCUUCAAGGCCAUAAGCCAGGACAAGAUCGAGGGUGUGGUUAAAACAGUGGGUAGGCCCAUGUACACACUUUGUAAACCCAAUUGAGUCUAACAAAGAUAAGAAAGCAAUGCUUAGGCUAUCAUUUUCCACAUCCACAUGAAUAUUAAAGUCACUAAUCAGAUAGAAACUGUGAGAAUUCUGACAAAAACUCGGAGCAUGGGCUGGGAGGGCGAUAAAUGCGGGAGACUGAAAACAAGACUUUCAAAAGAGUUAUAAUCCAGUUUUGGUCUUGGGUUAAUUCGAAGACAGGAUUUAUAAAUAGCUCUAACUUCACCUUCGCUCAGUCCCAAGGAAUGUGAAAGCUUAGGUGGCUAGGAAGAGUGACAUAUUCAUCCUGACGCAGCCAAGUUUCAGUUAGGGAGAGUAAAUCAAUGCGAUGAUCAGAGAUUAGUUCAUUUAUUAACACAGAUUUGAAACUUAGAGACCUUAUGUUCAACAGACCACGUUUUAUCUUACUACUACUCGGUUAAGCUGUGUUAGCGGUUAUAAUUCUAGUAAGGUUCUUGUUAUUUACUCUUUUGUUAAUCGAUCAGUUAGAAUUGAAGAGCCAAGGACGAGGGACAGACACAGUCUCUGUAUUGAAGUGAAGGUAGCUAGGAGGCAGAGGAGCGCGUUGGACUGCAGCUCUGCUCCCUGGUCUCUAUAUUAAAAUGAUUGUAGCUAAGAAGCUGCUCUGAAGGGAGCGCAGAGGAGCGUGUAGGACUGCAGCUCUGCUCCCUGAUCUCCGCUCUAAAUUGUCAGUAAAAGUAGUAAAAUCUGUCAGAUUUCUGGAUAAACGGGCCGCCCCAUCCUGAGUGGGAUGAAUGCCGUCCCGACUAAUCAGACCAGGCUUGCCCCAAAACGACUUCCAAAACAUUCACCCUGAUUGUACACUAAUUGAGGACUGUAGCAUUUGUACACUCUUUUUGAUUUGUAGUUUUUUAUUUGUAUUUUUUUUGCUCCCUAUAACUUGAACAUGGAUUUUUAGAGAAUCUUUUAGAGCAUGUUGCACUUUGGCAUAUUUUAUCUGUUAUAUUUAAAAGGUGCAUUGCUUGUUUUGGAUUUUCUUGUUUUGGAAUUUCCGCCAUUUUCAUCUCAGUGAACUUGUUUAUUUUUCAGGGAGUGGAUGGGUAAAGUGGAGCGUAUGAGAUCUCGUCCACCGGAUAGUCAGGAGGUCUGGAAGGAGGGCUCUGAGGACCUUAGUGGUGGUAAAUCCUCCUGGGCUGACCCUGUGGAUCCCAGAGCGCCAUCGCCUGGAAGUAUGGGGCAGUACAAUAAGUCGGCUGCUCCUCAGGACUUCCAGGUAGGAUAUUUCAAAAGUCUCACCUUAUACUGAAGUCUCUCUCUUGCUUGAAAAGCCAAUUGUUGAGUGUGUAUUUGUGCUAAUUCUUUGACAGGCCGGCAGUCGUCCUGUUGGAGGUGGAGCUCCUCGUGUCAGUAAACCACAGGCGGCCUCAGCGCCUCCUGCUGCUGAAGAGGACUCCGAAGCUUGGAGACAGAAACGCAAGAAGCCUGUGGAGGUUUCUGAAGCUGUAGAACGAGCGAGAAGGAGGAGAGAAGAAGAGGAGCGGCGGAUGGAAGAACAGCGGCUCGCUGCUUGUGCAGAAAAACUCAAACGCCUGAAUGAAAAACACCGACAGUCAGCUGAAGGCAAACCGGCUCCAGCUCAGACUGCAGCGGAUGAUGCAGGAGCUACCCAUGAGGAAACAUCCUCACCAGCUCCCGCUCCUUCACCCAGUCCCGGACCUCCAAUCACAGCUUCACAAUCACAGGCCUCCAUCAUGCCAACUCCUCUGCCUGAGAGGGCGGAGCGUGACAGGGAGAGAGUAGAGCAAGAGAGAGGAGAACAAAGUGUGGAGGAGGAGGUUCACCUGCCCCCUCAGCCCAGUCCUCCCAUCCACAGACCUGCGACCAAUGCUCCGGAGCCUCAGAGUGAGGGGGAGGGCUCCAUGGGUGAGGUUGGCCCACUGAUGGAGGAGAGCCAGACUCCAGUGCCUAUCAGAGACUAUUUCAACAUGGAGGACAGCAGAGGUGAGCAGACUCGGAAAGAAUAAAACCACAAAUGUUUCUCUCUGCCUCUCUUUUAUUUAUUGAUUACACUUCUAUUGGUUUGUUUUCCCUGCAGUGGAUGAGCCCCACCUGUCUCUGCCUCACAUGGACACCCCAGGUGGAGAGGAUGUCCCUGUGGCUCCCCCACAGCUGGAAGGAGAAGCAGCAGCAGCUAUGCGCCCCUCUCUCACCUCAGGAUACUCCAAACAGUUCCAGAAGUCUCUGCCUCCUCGCUUCCUCAGACAGCAGGUAAGACGGUCCGCAUCUGGACACUUGAGUCAGUGGUAGCUGAGUCAUUGCUGGUUAAAUCAAAAUACCACACAACCCAAACAAUGGGGAUGUACAAGACAAGAUGUGAUGGGUUGCUGAUCAUUUAAAGGCUAUUUUUUAUGAAAGUAGUUUUAAAAGUAGAAGAAAGUAGUAGAAAAUUGUUAUUGUUUAAAAAAACUAGAAUUAAAUUUUAUGUCAGCAGCACACUUCUAUCAAGUUUUGACAGGGUCAUUUUUCAGUUUUCAGUUUUAACCUGUAUUUGUAGAUGCAGUGAUGAACAGUUUUUUUGGAAGUGAUUUCAAAGCCCAUACAGUGAUUUCCACUACAUAGUCCUGUUUGUUUCUCACCGUCCAGUCUUGGUUUUGGUCCUUUUCCUGUUUUUACACAAAUUUCUCCCAGUUCUCUGAAUGUUUUAAUUCAUCUUUUUUUGUCUUUAAGGCUCUGGUUCUGCAAAACCUUUUUCAAUGUGGAAUGAUUGAUCAAUUAUUUUGUCUCAAGUGAUUGAGGUUUUGUUAAUGGUUUGUCCUUAUGGUCUUCCAGGAGCAGAUGAAGCAGCAACAGUGGCAGCAGCAGCAGCAGCAGCAGCAGGGUGGGGGCUCCAUGUCCCCAUCAGGAGGUGGAGGAGUUUCAGCCUCCCAGCAGCAGCAGCAGCAGCAUCGCUCCAUGUACCAGCCAAUGGGCCCCCACCACCAGCACCUGGCCUCCAUGGGGUUUGACCCGCGCUGGCUCAUGAUGCAGUCCUACAUGGACCCCCGCAUGAUGUCUGGGCGGCCUCCCAUGGAUAUGCCAACCAAUAUCCACCCAGGUAGGAUGUCGAGUGGAAAAUCCUGGGAAAGAGUCUCUGUGACUGUUUUUGAGUCCACCUGUUUGAAAACCCCCUCUGCCGUUUCAUCUGCAGGGAGGAUGCCCCCGAAGCAGAUCGUGCGCAGAGAGCCAGGUGAUAACUCCAGCUCCAGCUCGGACUCCUUUGACCACCUGACACGACCAAUACGAGACCACGGCCUGUCCUCAGACUCUCGCAUGGUGUGGGGAUCAGACCCUUACCCACAGUCCGAGCCUUUACCAUCUGUGACUCCUCCUAAAGGACGGGAGGACAAGGAGUCCAGGUAAGAAAAAUAUAAACGACUAUUUCACAGUAAAAGAAAAAUCACAGAUACUUCCUCCACAUAAGCCAAUGUUUGAUUCUCUGCAGGAUGGACUCUGGGCUGGAUCUGGACAGGGGUCUUCCUCCUAUUUAUACCCAGGACCACAGUGCAUUGGACUCUCAUAAAAGUAACUUCUUCCAGGACCCGACAGAGUCCCUGUCAGCGUUUACCCAGGGCCCAGAGAGUGCAUCAGGCCCUCUUGACAGAGUCCCCGUAAGUUCAGCCUUUGACCCUGAGGAGCCUGGCCUCCCCAGUGGGGAGGAGGUGGAAGCCCUGGGACAAGCAAUGCUCCAGAGGAGCGUCUCUCAGGGCUCCAGCCACUCCCUGAAGCUGGACGAGCCCCGGUUUGAGGGUCUCCCCUUGGGAACAAAAACACUAGAGCUUCAGGACUCAGAACGGUCUGAUGACAAACCCCAGACUGACCUCUACCCCCCGGCAGCAGUGACCAGCAACAGGGCUACACCUCCUGCUGAUGGAUUACACAAACAGGAGAAGCUACCUCUGCCAGCACCAAGCAAGCAGAAAGCCGAGCUGCGCUGGGGGGGAAGAUCAGGGGCCGGGCGCAGAGAAGGACCAGGAGGAGAGAGACCUGUCCGUAGGUCUGGGCCCAUCAAAAAGCCCGUCCUGAGGGACAUGAAAGAAGAGAGAGAGCAGAGAGAGGAGAGGGAGAAGCGCCAUGAAAGGGGAGAAAGAGGAGACCGGUCCAAGAAGGAUCAGUCAUCCAAAGCUCCUUCUGCUGCUGCUGCGGUGUCAGAGGGCUCCAGACCUCAGAGCGAAGCCAAGAGAGAAGCUGCAGAGCCUGAAGAGACACCAAGUGGACACCAGAGAGCCAGAGACUCUCAGCCUUCCUCCGGAGUUCCCACCUCCUCCUCUCAGGAGGACAAAACAGACAAACUACCAAGCAAUGACAAACACCCAGAACCCAAACUCCCCCUCAGGAAGGAGUCCAAUCUCCCUCCUCGAGGCUACCGCCGAGAAGAGAGGGAGAGAGAGCGGGAGAGGGACAGAGAGAGGGAGAAGGAAAUGGACAAGGAAAGAGACAGAGACUGGCCAGGAGACGCCAGUUUCAAAGGACGAGGUCGUGGGGAGUAUUACUCCAGAGGGCGGAGCUACAGGGGGACCUACAGCGGCCGAGGUAGAGGGAGUCGUGGUCGAAGCAGGGCCGAGUACCCUUACAGGGAGCCUAGAUCUCGCUCUGAUUUACCAUCUGCAGGGGGCGCUGCAGCUUUCAGGAACAGGGAGGAGAGCGAGACACGCAGUGAGAGCUCAGACUUUGAGAUUAUUCCUAAACGCAGAAGGAGGCGAGGCUCAGACACAGACUCUGAGAGCGAGGGGGGGAGGGAGUCUGCCAGUGAUACUGGACCCUCUGACCGAGAACCGAGCACUAAACCAAGCCGUCCACUGAGACGAGAGCUCCCCGGGGAGGCCCGUUCUGGGCCCCACAAACCAGGUUUUGGUCCUCCUCACAUGGGGGAAAAGAGUGGGAUCAGAGGGGACGAUGACAGCAGGCCGAAGCCAGGGUUUCUCCCUAAAGGAGAGCCCUCGAGGAGAGGAAGAGGAGGACUGUACAGCAGGCGAGGAGGAGCGAGGGAGCGCGGUGGCCCCCGCUCUGCCCCUCUCAGACGGCCCCCUAGAGAGUCCUCCUCACAGUGGCCCUCUAAACCCAUGGAGACAUUCAGGCCUGAGGAUGCAGAGUCCACUCCAAGAUAUGACAAUCACCCCGCUGACCGACGCCCCCCCAAACCUGAUGGGAAGAAAUUUGGGGAGGGGGCUCCUCAGAGUAGCAGAGAGAGGCCUCGUCGGUCCAGACCAGCACGGCCUCCACGGCAAGACAAACCCCCUCGCUUUAGACGCUUGAAAGAGCGGGAGGCUGCAGUGUUAGCCAGUGGAGAGACAGCACCCAGUCCCCCUGUCCCUCUUCUCCCAGUGCCUGCUGCUGCCCUCCCCAGCUCUGCCCCGACCCAAGUCUCCCUCUCCCCCACCCUGUCCAGAGCUCCAGGGACCCCUGUUACUGUGCCUGCAGAGGUGGCGGCCUCCAUGCCAGCCCCUGACCUGCCCUCUCCUGUGGAAGCCUCCCUGCCUGAGUCCAGCAGCCCCCCCAUCACUGCAGUGGGUACCAAGUCCCCAGACCUGUCCAACCAGAACUCAUCAGAUCAGGCCAACGAGGAGUGGGAGACGGCCUCAGAGAGCAGCGACUUCAACGAGAGGCGAGAGCGGGAGGAGAAAAAAGGAGCACAGGAGGCUGAUAAGGAAGCAGCCACUGCGUCCGCCCCACCACCUGCACCCCCUCAGGGCUCUCUGACCCCCAACAAAAGUCCUCCUGAUGGAGGGGUGACACCAAAACGCGAAGGAGCUCCUGCAGCCAAGAGGAGUUUCUCAAGCCAGAGGCCGACAGAGAGACAGAACCGGAGAGGAAACAGCGGAGCCAAACCAGGCCGGAGCUACACAGGCGGGAAGGGGGAGAGGAGAGGUGGGGCCAAAGCGAGCCGCAAAGGGUGAGUAGAAACAAUCAGGCUUUGUCUUUUUUCGGGCUUUGAUUUUGUCUGCUUACAGUAACACUCUGACGAUGAAGUAGGAGUCGACUCAAAGAGCAGCCUGCAUGAGAGAGCCUGCAGAGUUUGUCAGAGUAUUAAACUAGGGCUGUCCCGAUACGAUAUUGAUAGCUGAUAUCGGUCCAAUAUCAGCCAAAAAACAAAUAGCGGAUUAUAUCGGCCUGCAUCUAAAACCUCUGAUAUCAGCGCUCCGAUACAAGCAGUUUAUUGGACUUGUUUCCCUUUCUGGCUCUUGGAUUAGUCGGAUAUCCUCGUUAAAAAAUGGAGUAAACAUGACCUUCAGCGGUUAAAUAAACACAGUCAGGGGAUAAGAUGAAUAAAUGGUGUAAAAUUCUGCUUACACAUUAGAGGUAUGUGUAUGUGCUAAUAUGGUGAUACUGCAUGCUGAAUUUUCCACACAAUAACUUCAGGGUCUCAGGUUCACGUGUGUACAAACUCUCUGACUCUGAUAUGUUUGUCUUUCAAUCAGACCUGCAGCUCAGCAGAACUCGGAGGCGACACAAUCAGCAGCUGGAGGAGCGGCUCAGAGGUCUGCUAAAGAUCAGCCUUCUCGCCGCAAAGACGAGGCCAAACAGGCCGCCAAGAAGCCCAAAGAGAACGCUCUGUCCCAGUUUGAUCUCAACAAUUACGCCAGUAGGAGAACACACCUGGAUCACUUCUCCAUGAACACCAAAACCUCCCGACUUGAAGUAAAUGUCCGUUUGUUCUUGUGUCCGUAGGUGUCGUUAUCAUCGACGAUCACCCAGAAGUGACCACCACAGAGGACCUUCAGUCCAGCACCAACGAUGACGGUUUCACCGAGGUCGUCUCACGCAAGCAACAGAAACGCCUGCAGGACGAAGAGAAGAGGAAAAAGGAGGAGCAGAUCACUCAGGUGAGAAAACAUGUGCCGCAUGUCGGAAUAAUCAAAGAUCUUAGUUUAUAACACAUAUCACAGCAUGACAUCAGCCUGACCUGCUGAUAUGCCUUAUCCAUCUCCUCUAUGUUUCAAAUCCUGAAAUUGAUCCAUCCAUCUCUCUUGCAUCAUCCUUUAUGAGCCAGAAGAUCUGCCAAAUCUUGCAAUUGCUUCAGAAAACUUCUCAUAACUCUUUAUCUGCAACUUUUUUUCUCUUUGCCUUAUCCUUCUGUGCAGCACUUUAUACCCCAGUGGUUCAAGCGCUCUUUAAAAGUGUAAUCUUAAGCCAAGAAAAGUAAAGUACCACUUGAAACUGAGCUUAACCUCUUGAACUAAAACCCUCUCUCUGACAGAACUGGGGUAAGAAAGGAUCAGGUGAGAAGAGCAGAGGAGGAGGAGGGAAGCUGCCUCCAAGAUUUGCUAAAAAACAAUCAUCACAGCAACAACAACAGCAACAGCAGCAGCAACAGCAGCAGCAGCAACAACAGCAACAGCAGCAGCAACAACAGCAGCAGCAGCAGCAGCAGCAACAACAAGCGGCUCAGUCCCAGCCUCCUGUAUCGUCCACACCACAGACCCAACAGCAGCCCCCCAUCUCCGCCCCCCAACAUCCUCACAUGCCCCCCUCUCAGCCCGCUGCAGCCCCUCAGACUCUGGAGGGGACUGUGGCUCCGAUUCCCUCCAUCCCUCCGCCCACUGUGGACUUCUCCUCAAAGAGCCUUCCCCCAGCCCCCACGCCCACGCACACCACUUUGGGCACAGAGCUGUGGGAGAACAAGGUGGGCGGGGCCACUGUCCUGCCUGACGUGAAAAAACGUAAGUGAAAACGUUUCUUCUGUUUGUUUAUAACAUUGAUUUGACUCCUUAGACUUACCGUAGUGGUUGAACCAGUUUAUGCAGAUAAUUUUUUAUUAUGAUGAGUUUAGAAGUAAAUGUCAAACUAACACAGGGCUGUAAGUAUAAGUUAGAAGUUCUCGGUCUGGUUUUGUCCAGAGUGUUAAAUUGCUUUGAUUUUGCAUAAUUUUAAACUAUUGGUGAAAUUUUGGGCUUCACAUGUUUUUUAGGGUUCAAAUGUGUUGGAUAGUAAUGAAAAAAAAACACGACUUUUGAUCAUGCCUUUUAGUUAAGAUCUGUUUUGUGUCUGUUCCAGUGGGUCCGAUCAGCCCCCCUCAGCCUCCUUCAGUGAGCGCCUGGAACAAACCUCUUACUUCCUUCACUGGCACAGUCUCCUCUGAGGUAUGUUUAUUUCAAGUCGUCUCACAUUUGAUGUGCGUCACCCUUGUGCUUAACCACUGAUGAUAAAAAUACACGCCUGGUAUCAGCCUUUAACUUUCAUCAGCUUUAUUUUUUGCUGCUUUUUUGUGUGAUGCUUGCAGGCAAGACAGGAAAAUACUUGGGCAGCUAAAGAUAUGCUGAGGUGUUGUAUGUACCUAUGAACUAAUUGAUGCUCCAAAAAUGAAAAAAAAAAAAAAGAGAGAGAGAAAUAAAACUUGUCCUCUGAAAACAGUUUACACAGGAGUUUGUUCCGCUCACAACCCAUGAAUUAGAGAGGAAGCACUUUCCACACACUCCAGUUUGCAUUGCCACUAGAUAUAUAGUUGAUGGUUAAACAGUCCUGAAUUAGCCUUAGCUUUUUGCACACAGUGAUUCUAACUCCUCCCCUGUUUUUUUAAACUUCUUGGCUUGGUUGCUGACUUCCUGACACAAGUAUCUCCUUCAAACUUGGUGAUUUUUUUAAAUUUUCAAAUUGGGGCUAUCAACGAAUAUUCUAAAUUCAAAUAUUUAAGAAAUCGAGAUUCAAAUGUGAAAAUUUAUAUUAAAAUAUUAGAUAAACAGCUAGGAAAAACUGAGUGGGGCAAUAGAUACGAGAAAAAAAAUCUGCGGCUGCUAAGCGAGUGAGCGCACUGUAACGACAAGUCAGGGACAGGUCACAGGAGCUGCACUUGCAGUGAGACUCGACAAAAAACGUCCGUUGCACAUAGGCCUGUCGCGAUAAUCAAUAAAUCGCCUUAUCGCUCAAUAAAUAAAAACGAGGUCGAUAACUUUGCCAGCCUCGAUAAUUGACGUGCGUUUGUUUUCCUCCUCUCUCGUUACCAAACACGCUGGAUGAGAGAAGAGGUCUCACUCUGCGCAUUGUUCUCGGCACCUGGGGGCGUUGGCUCUAUAGCUGAAUGAACGGAGUUAGUGAACCCUCCUGUCAGUCAUUCAGUGUCUUUGUCACGAGGGGGCUGGCGCGCACAGGUACACAGACACAGACUUUUUGGAUACAGUGCUGCAAGUGAGCGUAGUGAGUGAAAAGCAAGCUAACAGAAUGAACACGACAGCUUUGGUGUCUAAACCGAACGCAACAGCCCAAGUGUAGGAAUAUUUCGGCUUUAAACCAGUUUUGUUUUCGUCAACCACAAAACUCCACGUGUGUGUGUGUGUGCGCGCGCGCGUGUGUGUGUGUCUGUGUGUUGGAGGAGCACAGCAGGCUGAUGAGAGCUGUCAGAGCGGACUGAAGCUGCUCCUGUGUGUUUAGCGUUUAACUGACUGAGUUUUGCAACUCUGUUCGUCAUUUUCGUCUCGUCCCAUCAACGUAAACGCACUUUCGUCUCGUCACAUUUUAGUCAUCUCCGACUUAUGUUUAGCUCGUCAACGUUACGUCUUCGUCGUGGGAGAAAAGGGAAAUAUUUUAGUCAACGAAAACAACCAGUGUUGUUCUCAUGUGGAAAUUAAAGUUUAUCACUUUUGACAUGGUGUACUCGCAUUAUUAUGCCAUAUAAUAUCAUUAUCUAUAAUUUAAAAAAUGGUGUCAAUAAUAUCGUUUAUCGGCGAUAAUUUGUAGCACAAUUAUCGUCCAGCAAAAUUUGUUAUCGUGACAGGCCUAGUUGCACACAUAGAGAGAGAUGACGGGAUUUUCUGAGCCAAACUCAGACAGAGAAGUCUAGACUCCACAAACUUUAGAAGCUCUGUUUGGAAAUUCUUCAGAAUUUGGGCAGACAAGGUAGACAGAAAAAAUGCAAAGCGAGAUAAAGUUAUGUGCAACCUGUGUAAGCUAGAUACUCAAAUAUGUUCAAUCCUAUGUGUUAUUUUUAGUAUGAAUAUUCAAACGUCAUUUUGGAGCGGUUUUGACAGCCCUAGUUCCAAUGCAAAUGUACAGUGUUGACCUUUUUUUGGUUUACUUUUCUUAUAUCUGCCCUGCCAUGUGCGGUCAGUUCAUCAGAAUGUUGUUGGAAAUGAAAUAAAGUUUUGUUGAUGUCCUUUCAGGGUGUGAAGCCUGGAUCAGAGGGCGGUGCUGUAGAUCUGGCCAUAGACAGUAUUCAGUUUGGAGCUCCGUCAUCUGCAGGCAGCACGGACAGUGAUGGAGUCCCUGCACUCCUCGAAAGCAGCUCUGAAAACAAACUACCUGCUCCCAAAGAACAGAGACAGAAACAACCUCGAGCUGGACCAAUCAAAACUCAGAAGGUACCGAUCAAAACGCAAGAACUCAAAACUCUGAUUCUAUUUUAUGAGCCUUCUAAAUGUUUUCUCUCUCCAUCCCUCAGCUUCCUGAAAUGGAACCAGUGGAAACCAAGGAGUACAAGCCUGGUCCCAUUGGGAAGGAGCGCUCUCUGAAAAACCGCAAGGCCAAAGACGCCCGAGGAGGAGAGGGAGAGGGGAUGGAAGCGGGAGUCCCUGGAGCAGGCGUCAGCAGAGCCACAGACACCAGUCCUCCCACCAGUGACACCACGGUACCCGAGCUUGGUGGUGACAUUGAAGGCAUGAUUACCGUCCCCUCAGCAGAGUACAACAGUAACUCCAAGGUAAAUUAAAAAACACCUCACAGAAUCUUUUUUUUUUUUUGUCGUCUUUCUCAACUCUGCUGCUCCCCUGCAGUUUGUCGUAAACUCUGACAUGAACCAUGAAUUGUUUUUGUUCUCUUUCAGGAGUCGGUCACAGACUACACGACGCCGUCCUCCUCGCUGGCUGACAGUGUCCCAACUGGAGGAAACAAGAUGGAGGAGAGUUUGGUGGCGAAUGUGAGUUUGUUUUCUACUUCUUUGUUCCCUUUAUAUCUGAGGAGUAUUUCAGUGUUUUGAAAGUGAGGUUGUAUAAGUUACAUGUCGAAUGUCUUUGUGAGUUUCUGUCAUUCACAGACUGCUUUGUCUUUUGUGUGUUUCAGGUGGCCCUCCCCCACUCCCUGCCCCUCCCCCGCAGAGAGACGCUGCAGCAGAGCUCCAGCCUCAGCACCGUCUCUCCCGCCACUGUGGACCUAACACUAAAGGUACUUCGGUGUUUUGUUUUUUUUUUCCCAUCAACCACCUCUCUGUUUGUCAAAUGAAAAAUUCAAACUCAUUUCUAUGUGUCUCCUCCUCUGUAGAUGGAAUCUGCUCGGAAAGCGUGGGAGAACUCGCCCAGUCUGGAGAAGAACUCUCCAGUCACCUCCUCUUCCUCCCCCAUCACCUCCUGUGCAUCCUCUUACUCCACCUUUUCCUCGGCCUCCAUGCCCCAAAUCCCUGUGGCCUCCGUCACCCCCAGCACCUCCCUAUCAGGUAACAUGACCUCCAGUAUUGCCUUGAAACUUCAAACCCACCAUUAUCUUAUACUUGAGAUUUCCAACUUCACAUGCAUUUCUUCCCCAUCUUCAGGUUCUGGUACCUACACCACGUCUUCUCUCAGCACCAAGACCACCACAGCCUCCGACCCCCCUAACAUCUGUAAGGUGAAGCCUCAGCAGCUGCAGGGUGGGGUUCUUUCAUCCUCCUCCAGCGGCAGCAGCUUCUCCCAGCUUGGCUGUGUGCCCCCCCUUCUGCCCCAGCAGCAGCAGACCCCCCAGGUGUACGUCUCUCAGUCUGCAGCAGGUGGGACAAACACAGCACCUCACAGUUCAGUUCAGCUUAACCCUUUAUUCAGAUUUCUGUCAGCUACUAUCAAGGAAAUUUAUUUUUUCUAAAAAAAAAACCUUUAAAGACUAAAAUCUUUAACACAAAUACACCCAUUUUAUUGAGUAAAGUUCAUUUCAGAGCACAUGAACUGAGGACGACAACUGCUGAAGUUGCAUAUACAGAAAAGGUUAAAUAUCAAAUUGCACAAAAUAAGCUAUUUUUCAAAAUAAAAGGUAUGUCAAACAUCAAAUGCGCACUAAAUAUUUUCUUUUUUGACCAGCUGUUUGCGACCCAUCUAGAACGUGUGGGUCGCGACCCACCAGUUGAGAACCACUGGAAUAGCUUAUUGAACAGCCAAAUGAAUAAACAAUAAAAAGAAAUAUACAGCGAAAUAUGAGACAUGAUGCUAAAUCUUUUUGUGUAAUGAUGUAUAAUACAAGUUAGUGCUCCUAUUUCCUCUUGUAUUUAAUUGAAUGGGCUGUUAAUCUCUCUCCAGGUUCUGCAGCUCAGAUUCCAGCCUUCUACAUGGACACUAGUCACCUUUUCAGCACCCCCCACCCUCGCCUGGCUCCCCCUUCUCUGGCGCAGCAGCAAGGCUUCCAGCCCGGCCUCUCACAGGUAAAAACUCUGUUUGUCAAUGAGAUCAUGUCACACCUGUGCUAAUCUGAAUGAACAGACUACAUUAAAACACAAACCCAUAAGACUACACAUCUCAGUCUGGUUAGAGGUAACAUCGCCUGUUUUUGUGUCUCCACCUUCACAGCCAACAGCAGUGCAGCAGAUCCCCAUCCCCAUCUACGCCCCCCUGCAGGGCCAGCCGCAGCACCAACACACACACCAGGCUCAGCUGGGACUCAGCACAGGUCCUCCAGUGUCCCAGCCCCAGGACCUGUUCAGCUCCUCCCUGCAGCCUUACAGGUAACUCACAGUCUCUCAGGUGUUCAUUCCUCUGCUGUGAGGUGCCCUCCUUCUGUCAUCUGACCCCUUCUCUCUCCUCGUCCCCCACUCCUCAGGUCCCAGCAGGCCUUCAUGCAGAGCAGCCUGUCCCAGCCCUCCAUGAUGCUGUCAGGACCCUCGCUGCAUAGUUACGCUGGCGUGCAGGCACCCGAGCUGGGCAAGCCUCAGUCUAACCUGGCCUAUCAGCAGCCCUCCUCCACCCAGCACAUCCCCAUCCUCUUUGAGCCUCAGCUUAACCAGCCCUCAGGCAUGGGGGGCUCCCAGCUCAUCGACACACACCUGCUGCAGGUGACCAGACUGCUCGCCGUUAUCUGAAUCCAGCUGAGGAUUCUUCUGGACACGCUUUUAUUUCAGUGAAUUUCUCUCAUGUGUUUCAAUUGUCUUUGUCUCAGGCUCGACAGGGGAUGAACCAGCACUCUAACAUGUACUCUGGACAGGUGCAGCAACAUGGUCAGAGUAGUUACUAUAGCAACACUCAGUCACCCAGCUCUGCCAUGCAACAGGUAACCUGCAUGCUAACCCCAAACAGACAUUUAAUGUGUGUAAACCUGCUGUACAGCUCACUUUUCUGAACUGCUGGAUAUUUUCAAGCGUCACAUUAAGAAAUAGAUGCUCUGAUCACUGAGUUCAUUUCAGUUUGUAACACCUGUGUGUCCCCCCCCCUCCCUCAGGUGACCGUCCCUCUGCCCAGCUCUCAGCUGUCUUUGCCAAACUUCGGCUCAGGUGGAGGUCAGCCUCUCCUGGCUCUGCCCCCGACUCCUCCCCAGGCUCAGCCCCCAAACAUCAGCCGGCAGCCCCCGGUGUCCCAGCCGUACCGAGGCAUCAUGGGCCCCAACCACAGCAUGAUGCAGCCCCCCACCAACAAGGUGAGACUUCCCCACGACCCUCAGACAAUCAGGGUUCGACAGUAAAAGUGGACUGUUACAUGUUUACAUGUGGACUCUGUGCAGAUGGACAUGGACCUGAAACUGUUUGGCAGCGGCAUGGAUGUGAAGCCUGGAACUCCUCCUGUCAGUGCCAGGAGCACCACCCCCACCUCCAGCCCCUACAGGUACCACACAGUAGACAUGUUGACAUGUGCAAAGUGUCUUGAUCCGAUUAAAAAAAAUUGGGGAUUGGAUAAUCUGAAUCCACUAUUUAUAUAGGUGCAAAAUCAAAUAAUCCAAUCAUGCACCAAGCUUUAUUCAGAUUAGAAGAAUUUGGACAUGCACAGAGCUGUCUAAUUUUGCUAGUGGCUCACUCCACCCAAUACAGGAGUUUUUCCCCUGUUAAAUAAUGUCACUAGAUGGCGCCCUUGCUUUCUUAUUUUACUGUUCUGUCAAAGGUUGCGCUGUGCGUGCAGAUUUGACAUCAUUACGCUGUAUGUACGCCUUGUUUUGUUAUCAGAGGAGCAGACACGGCACCUGCGGUUGUGUUUUAUGCCAGAGUGUUAAUAAUGAAACCUCCUGAGCUGACCUCAGUGAAUUAACUAAAGGCUAAAGACUGAAGAUUGAGUCAGGUAGGAGAGUCACGAUCGGAAUAUACAUGGACAUCUUAUGGAAUAACGAUCAGCAUAAACCACCCCUCUCAAUCGAAAUACAAUUUCUUUCGGAUUGAGUCGAAUUGUUCUGAUCGACAUGUUUACAUGACGCAUUUUUAUUGUGAUCAUUUGUGCCCAUGUAAACGCAGCUAGUGUCACACUUCUUAAACAGCCAACAGACACAGCUCUUUCUGUAAAAAUGUUUCACUCUCUGACCUUUCAUUUGUCCUUUUCGUAGUUAUGGGUGUUUUUUUAAUGUUGAUUUCUGCUCCUCCUCCUGCAGGGCCAGCUCCACGUCUCCUAGCAGUCAGUCCAGUAAGAUGAACAGCAUGUUGUACCAGAAGCAGUUUCAGCCCAGCUCUGCAGGCAUGAGGAUGACGCAGCACUUCCCCGGCCAGUUCAAUCCACAGGUGGAUGAAUAAUAAUAAUCAAAAAAGACACGGUGUAUUGAUGGUCUUUGUUUGAUGCUCUUGUCGGUUUUAAAACUCACUGUGACCUCUUACUUUCAGAUUCUGUCUCAGCCCAACAUGGUGUCCCCGCUGGUUCGACCCCCUCACGCUAACUCGUUUGCCGGAGGUGUUCAGCGCUCACCAAUGGGCCCUCCCAUGUCAGCCAAUGUGGGCGGCGGUCUUAUGCCCCAUCCCCGACCCCAGCACCCACAGCAUAGCCAGCACCCUCCUCGAGGACCUCCCGGUCCACCUCUCGGACCCCGGGGCACACAGGCGGCUCUAAAGGCAGAACAGGACCUGAAGGUCUGGGAUUAUAUUUAAUCUGAAUAGUGCUCAUAUUUGUCUCUGUUAUCAGAGACAGAAGCCACUGCACACUCGUUUGUAUCAGGGAGUUUUUAGGGUGUCAAUGUUUCUCUCGUGUCCGCAGGCCAAGCAGCGAGCCGAGGUGCUGCAGUCCACUCACAAGUUCUUCUCUGAGCAGCAGCAACAGCAGCAGCAGCUCAAAGCCCCACAGGUCAGUAAAGUGGGAGUAAAGCCCGCCCUCGAUGCCUCGGCCCCCAACCACCAGGCAGGAGUAGAGCGCCCCGAUCCUGACAAAGCCCCCGUCUCUGCGGCCAAACCCAUACGGACGGGCCCCAUAAAACCGCAGGCCAUCAAACCAGAAGAGGGCAAGUAAAGAGCAGCCCCCCUCUUCAGACGACGAAGAGAUGGAAGGAAGAGAGGAGGAGAGAGAGUCCGCCCCAUCACUCUGUCACCGCCUCACAUCAGCCCCGAGGGAGGGGGGACAGAGCAGGGGAGGAGGGUGGUCACUUAGAGGGGGCGCUGUCCUCCUCUUUCUCCCCCCUUGUCUCCCUGCAGGUGGGAGGGGCCUUUCAGUUGGAUUCUUCCAUCGUUUUUAAAACGGCUGCACGAGCUGUUCAUACGAAUCUACAGACGGUAGAUCAGAGAGCUGGAGGAGAGCGAGAAAAAGAUUUGCUGCUGAGUUUGCCAUUUUUCUAGAUUUGUGUUUUUGUUUUCUUUCUGAUAGAACAUGUUAGAGGAGGGAGAACCAAUCAGUUUGUUUUUGUAGGCAGAACAAUCUUGUUAAGGAGACGUCACUUUCUGUUCUCCAUUACUAAUCCUGAGGUUUGUGCGUCUCCUCACUCACUCAACGGUUUGAUCCACGGCGUCCCCACAGAGACAUGAUAUCACAGACUCUGUCCUCCUUUAGUUUCACUUUGAUUCAGACGGAAAUGUGAAAAUCGCAGCAGUUAAUUGACUUUACUGAUUGAGUUUUGAUUAGUCUGCCUGUGAGCCUUCGCUCCUGCCUUCUGUUCUCAUCUCCUGCCUGAGAAUUACUCGUGCGUGUGUGUGUGUGUUGGGGGAGGGAGGGAGGGGUGUGUGUGUGUGUCAGGUGUGUGCGUGUGUGUGUUUGUAGCUGGACCCCCCUGUAUAUUUAGCCAAAGGUUGAUGAUGUCACAGCCCUGAUGGAUGCUGUUACCGUGGCAGCAGAGUGUUGAGCGGGUUUCCUUUCAGCUGUCACACACCCUGUCACUGCUCACACACCAUCCUCAUCGUCUCACACACACAAACACACACACACACACUCAUCUACACUUACACCCACGUCACUGUAAAGCACCCAGACCUGCUGCUAUUGACUGAUCAGUGCCCUUAGCUAGCCGUUAGCAGGACAGGGCUAAUAAGAGGAAAGGGAGGGAGAGGAGCUUAAACAGUAGGAAUCAGUGAGUGUGUGUCUGAAGAAGAUGAAACCAGAAGACGCCUGAUGAUUUGGCGUCCAGGCAGAAGGACACGAGUUUAUUUGUCUUUGCUGAUGAGAGCGAUCAGUGCUGUUUCCUGUCUCCGCCUCACCUCCGCAGGCUCGCCAUCCGCCACUCACCGGCCCACAGUGCUUUCAUCUGGGAUUGUGGUAACAGGGGUCCUUCAGAUAUGUACAAUAGUGUGCACCCUGAGGUGAGAAGGGGGAGUCCUCCUCACCUCUAAACAAGCUGGGAGAGAGUCCUUGCUUUAGAGGAUGGAUGAGGGAGGGAGGGGGAUGAUUUUUUUUUUUCUUUUUCUCUUUUUUUUGUUUUAUUUUUUUGUUGAACUUGUACAGGGGUUUCAUCGCUGUAUUAAAGUAUGUACGGUCUUAUUUACAUUCUCUCGGUUUGGUUACAGAAACUAAUAAAAAUAAUAUACUGUU
This is a messenger RNA of Xyrichtys novacula (pearly razorfish), 32893 nucleotides long. The record is from the annotation of a GenBank genome assembly. Lineage: Eukaryota; Metazoa; Chordata; Actinopteri; Labriformes; Labridae.